UCUUGUUCCGUUGGCGAGAGAAUAGUUUCGUCGGCUGCACAGUGCUCUCUCCGUACAUGUAGGGUUCAACUCUUCUCUCCACACACACACACAACGAGAGAGAUUUUAACUUUUUCUGGGCUGCUGACCUUGCCAGUGAGCACUCGAUGGAUGUGCUGCUGCAGCAGAAAGAAGAGCUCACCUGUUUUAAGCAAACAACAUUAACUGCUACUGUGUAUCAGCCUCGACUUUGUACCACCGUGACAGCUGAUUGAAAAACAGCCGAAGCAAAAGGUUUUUCAAUCCCAACUGGCGUAAUGCAGUUCGAGAGUGAAGGCCAAACUGACCGACAUUUUUGAAAAAACAACAACACACAUUUCGACCGUGUGUGUGUGUGAGUGUGUGUUUUUGUUUUCGUGAGUGAGUCAGCACGUCGUAAAAUUUAGUUUGUUUUGUUCAAGUGAAAUAGCCUCGAGAUUUUUCACGGCACCCAGAAUUCGACGUUGCACACAAUUUCUGCGCCAUUGAAAAGAAGAAAUGGGGACUUUUGGCAUCAUCACUCGACUCAGCGAGGAGGAGGACGACCGGACAUCGGGGGCUACCGAGGCGGCCGAAUGCAUCGAAUUGCGAGCCAUCCGCGUCCAGGUGACUGGCCAGCGGUUCUGCAGCAACCGGGUUUCGACGGCCAAGUACAACGCCCUCUCCUUCCUACCUUGCUUCCUGUUUGAACAGUUUCGACGCUACUCCAACUGCUUUUUCCUCUUCAUCGCCCUACUCCAGCAAAUUCCUGAUGUGUCACCAACGGGUCGAUACACGACGCUUGUCCCGUUGUUGUUCAUUCUGGCCGUGUCAGCCACCAAGGAAAUUGUCGAAGAUGUCAAAAGACACACAGCUGAUCAGGAGACCAACAAGAGGCAGGUGGAAGUCCUGCGGGAUGGCCAGUGGCUAUGGAUGACAUGGCAACAAAUUAACGUUGGAGAUGUGGUUCGAGUCAGAGCUGGAGCUUUCUUCCCGGCUGAUCUUAUCCUGAUUUCUUCGAGUGAGCCGCAUUCGCUGUGUUACAUCGAAACGGCCAAUUUGGAUGGGGAAACUAAUUUGAAGAUCCGCCAGGCUUUGCCAGCCACUGCCAAACUGUUGAGUGUCACGGCUCUCAAGGAUUUGCAAGGCACUCUGCAUUGCGAAUUGCCCAAUCGUCACUUGUACGAAUUCACCGGCACGCUCAGACUCGCCAAUCACGAGCCGCUUGCUUUGGGUCCGGAUCAAUUGCUGCAGAGAGGCGCCCGUCUCCAAAACACAAAAUGGGCCACCGGAAUCGUUCUCUACACCGGCCACGAGACGAAAUUGCUGCAGAAUUCAUCCGCCGCCGCUCCCUUGAAGAGAUCGACUGUUGAUCAAGCGGCCAAUAUGCAAAUUCUGUUGCUCUUUUUCUUGCUGGUCCUGCUCUCUUUGCUGGCCUCGAGUUGCAAUGAGAUUUGGGCCUCCAAUUUUGGCUUCCAACAUUGGUACCUUGGAUUAGAAGAUCUGCCGACGGCCAACUUUGGCUACAAUUUGCUGACGUACAUCAUUCUGUUCAACAACCUCAUCCCCAUUUCUUUGCAAGUCACCAUCGAGAUGGUCCGGUUCAUGCAGGCCACGUUCAUCAAUAAUGAUUUGGAAAUGUACCACGUCGAGACGGACACGCCAGCCUGCGCUCGAACUUCCAAUUUGAACGAGGAGCUGGGCCAGGUCAAGUACGUUUUCUCGGACAAGACUGGCACGUUGACGCAGAACGUGAUGGAGUUCCAGCAGUGCUCAGUGGGUGGCACCAUCUACUCGGCCAAGAGCGACGUGGUGGUCAACAGUUCCGGCAUGGCUUCGUCGAUGGUUCAAGACUUGACGGCCAAACAUUCGAACGCCCCCUACAUUCGAGAGUUCCUCACUCUGCUGGCCGUCUGCCACACGGUCAUACCGGAGAAGGAUGAAACCAAUCCCGAAAUCCUCCACUAUCACGCCGCCUCUCCAGAUGAAAGAGCUCUGAUUCAAGGAGCUGCUCGAUUGGGAUGGGUCCUGUCGUCACGCACACCAGAGACAUUAACGAUCACCGCCGAGGGGAUGGAACAUCGUUACCAGCUACUCCACAUCCUCGAGUUCACCAGCGACCGUAAACGCAUGUCGGUCAUCGUCCGGACGCCCUCCGGAAAGAUUAAAUUGUUUUGCAAAGGAGCCGACACGGUUAUUUACGAGAGAUUGGGAAGCGCCGCUCCUACGGGACCUCAGCAACAUCAACAAUACAUCAGACAGGUGACGACCAAUCAUCUGGAAGCGUUCGCUCGGGAGGGUUUGCGCACUCUGUGCUGCGCAGUGGCCGAAAUCCCGCACGAUAUUUACGAGGAGUGGAAGCACACGUAUCACCGGGCGUCCGUCUCGAUGCAGAACCGCGAGGAGAAAUUGGCGGAUGCGGCGAAUUUAAUCGAAAACAAUUUGGUUCUCCUGGGUGCUACGGCCAUUGAAGACAAAUUGCAAGAGGAGGUUCCGGAAACAAUUGGCGCGUUACUUGAAGCGGAUAUCCGCAUGUGGAUGUUGACUGGCGACAAGCAGGAAACGGCUAUCAACAUCGGUCACGCCUGUCGCCUCCUCAAUUCCAACAUGGAAUUAUUGGUCAUGAAUGAGGAAUCGCUCGAUGGUACGAGGGAAGUGAUUGGCCGAUGGUUGAGCACCCGCUCCGAGGGCAGCUCGCCCCUGAGCACGACCAUGGCUUCUUCGGCCGCCCUGGUCGUCGACGGACAGACUCUGAAAUACGCCAUGAGCUGCGACUUGAAGAAGGAUUUCCUCCAGUUGUGCCUGCAAUGCCGGGCCGUCAUUUGCUGUCGGGUGACGCCCAGUCAGAAGGCGGAAAUCGUCGAGGCCGUGACGAUCGAGACGCAGGCGGUGACGUUGGCCAUCGGCGACGGAGCCAACGACGUCGCCAUGAUUCAGAAGGCCCACGUCGGCGUCGGUAUAUCGGGCAUGGAGGGUCUCCAGGCGGCCUGCGCAUCGGAUUACUCGAUCGCCCAGUUCCGCUUCCUGCGCCGGCUUCUCCUCGUCCACGGCGCCUCCAAUUACUACCGCAUGUGCCGACUGAUUCUCUACUCCUUUUACAAGAACAUCACCCUGUACGUCAUCGAGCUCUGGUUCGCCCAUCACUCGGCCUGGUCGGGUCAGAUCCUCUUCGAACGAUGGACCAUCGGUCUCUACAACGUCCUCUUCACUGCCGCCCCACCUUUAGCCCUGGGACUGUUUGACCGGCGUUGCACGGCCGAGGUCUCCUACAGGUACCCGCAGCUCUACAAACCCUCACAGUCUGCCCAGCAUUUCAAUGUCAAGGUUUUCUGGUUCUGGAUGUCGAAAGCUUUGAUCCAUUCCGUGUUGCUGUUUGGGCUACCGCUGAUGGCCUUUGGUGAGGACAUUGUCUGGUCCAACGGAAAGGAUGGAGGCUACCUCAUUCUGGGCAACGCUGUGUACACCUAUGUCGUGGUCACGGUCUGUCUCAAGGCCGCACUGGAGACUUAUUCGUGGACGUGGCUUUCCUUAUUGGCUAUAGGAGGAUCAGUUCUGACAUGGUUCCUCUUUUUAGCUUUCUACAGUCAUUUUUGGCCCAGCUUACCACUCGCUGCCAACAUGGCCGGAAUGUCCCACAUGCUAUUGUCGUCGCCCGUCUUUUGGUGGGGACUGAUCCUUGCCCCAGUCACUGCCCUUAUCUCCGAUUUCUCCAUCAAAACCCUGUGGAAUACCAUGUUCAAGUCAUUCACUGACCAAGUGUGCGAAAGAGAGAUCAAUUUGCAGCGAUCCGAGUCGGGAAAGCUGCUGGAUAGUCAACGGAGAGAUUCCAGGACCAAGUUGGUUGAGACUGCCCGGCUGAUGCGCAGCGUUCGAAAUGUGUUCCGGCGGCCGAACGCCUCGUCGGACGGAGCUCGCGGCCAGACGGAACUCGAACUUUCUCACGGUUACGCUUUCUCGCAAGAGGAACACGGAGCGGUGCGGCAAGGGGACAUGGUUCGAGCCUACGACACCACUUUGCCUUCGAGGUCAAUGGACAAAUUGUAAAAGAAACAAACCAAAAACAUUAUCAAGACUGAAACAAAUUCACCGCCCCCAUCCUCACCACUCACACAAAAAAACCGGAAGAAGAAAUGCAAACACAUUCAGAUUUAUUCAUCAAACAACAACAAAUAGGAUCGUCCCCCGCCACAGCCCAGUUUGUUGACCCGGUUAUAUAGUUGUUUAUUACCGCGGGGACCUACUUGUUCAUUCAUUUUUACCCAAAUCGUCGAAAAGACAAAAGAAAAAAGGAUAGAAGACGAUACCCGCAUUUAGUAAUUUUGCUGUGCUGUUGGCCUCAGUGUCGGCUUCGUGUUGUACACAAUAAUCCCCCCCACCACCACCACCAACACUUUCCUGUGUCUCCUUUUUACUUGCAAUUCUUCCUCAUCCGGGGGAUGAAGGGAGGAUUGAACUCGGAGUUCUUUUUAUUAUUCGUUUUUUCUCCUGCGCCAUCUGUGUUAACUGUGAAAUAUCUCUUCGUUUGUGUCGUCGAUGAUUUAUUUUUUAAAAAAAUUACGUGUUUAGGUUCCUACUAUCCCCUUUUUAAAACACAUUUCCUGUCGUUCGCAACACACACACACACACAACUAUACACCCAGAAGAAAAGGAAAACACGACCCCCCGAAGUCGAUGGAUAGGACAAUGUGAUGAUCACCACUACCACAAGAACAACAACAAAUUCAUCCCAAUUCCAAUAAUGAUGAAUUUCAACAAAUUCUAGUCAGACUGAAUUGAUCAAGUUCAAAAAUAAUUUUCAAUUGCAUUGGGUUUUAUAGUUCCUUUUUUUUGGUUCCUUCAAAUCUUUGGUAGUAUAUUUCGAUUACGUCAACUUGUUGUCUCUCUGCCUUUUGUUUCUUGCCAAUUCAAUUCGCACCCGAGUCUUUUUUUUUAAUGAUUUCGAUUUUAGUUUUAUUUGAAUUAGGUGAUUUUUUAAGAAACUACUGUGUCAUUCGUAUUCGUCUUCCUGCCACGUUGGACUUUCAUCGCGGGUCAUCACUUUCACUUAUUUAAUUGGCGUGAUUUAAUUUAAUUCAUUUUUUUUUUAAAUUAAUUUAUGAUUUCAUUAUUGGGUCUCAUUUCUUGGAAAUUAUUCAUUGGUCUCUCCUCUCUCUCUCUCUCUUCUAUUUCUCUGGUCGCUCUGCCUCUUCAUUUCUAUCGGCCCGCCCUUUCCAAACUUUAUCGACGUCUUUCUAUAUUCCAUAUACUAUUGUCAUUAUCAUAUUAUACAUGUACCGGCUGAAACUUGUUGUCACGUUUUCCAUUACAGAUUGAUGAAAAAAAACUGAUCGCCCAGUUAGAACCAACGCUAAACUAACAUUUUAUUUUCAUUGGGAAAAUGCCCUCAACUUGAUUUUUCAAAUUUCAGACAGGCAAAAACUAUUCGCUUCCGCAUUCCAUCCGGUUUGAGAAUAGCAAAUUCUUCUUCCAAGACGUCGCAUUUCAAGCCCUUCUACCAAACUGUUUACCGACUACUUCAGCGAGGUUUAAUUUCUAUUUUACGUCUAGUUAUUUGGCUAGUCCAGUGAUUCCUGUUUUAUCUUUCAUUUAUUCUAGAUGAAUCUCGUUGAGCCGACCGCUAUUCGUCCUCCCGCGGAAUUUGAACCGGAAAAUUCCAAGGUAAGCGUUGCAUUUCUUUUCGUAAUUUUUUAUUUUCUUUUAUCAGUGAUAAAUGAUUAAGAAAGUGGCGUGUGAUCACUUGUCGUUCUGACGGUGCAAUAUGUUUUGUGACAUUGCAUGUUUUGUAACAAAUAUUUUGUUUCGAAAUCUGUUUGCGUCGCUUAUGAAUGGCUGUAGAGAUUGGUAGAUUAUCAUUCUGGGAAAAUUUGUGCGCAUACCAAUAGGUAGCCUACCUAUGGCUGGAUGUCACGGCAGGGUGGGUUUUACGUCAUUCUUCCGGCUCGUAUGUGACCAUCACAUGAUGAGAUAAACUUUAUUUUAUUCAGUUUCAUUUGCUAUUUCAUUUGGGUUGCACUGUAUUACGCCAGCACAUUCCAUAACACAUGGACCUGUGUUAUCUGUGAAACUGGUUGCCUAAUUCAUAGAGACCUAGUCUCUACUCAAUAUUUUAUGUUACCGCCGAGCACAUUCUAAAUGCAUGAUAAUGACGAAAUAGAUAGCUAGGCAAAUAGACAGAUAGAGAUAGAGUGAUGAAUGUAUAAUGAUGAGACAAAAUUUUAACACACGCGAAAACUCUAUGAAAAUAUUUGUGCGAAUAACAGUUUUGAUGUCUGUGGGAAAUGGGAAACGGCAGCAUUCACGAUUGAUUGAUGAUCCGACCAAAGAAACAAAGAAGGAACAUGACCGAUGCUGCUGGUGCCGCUGUUGAAGUGGUGGAGGACGGAAUGGAUUGAACCGAUGGGAAACAUUUUUCAGUAAAUUGUCCAUCACUUCUAGCAAUAGAUUGAAAUCUGUCCGGUUAACAACAAAAAAUAUUAUUAGUAGCUAUUUGAUUUUUUUUAAAAUGAUAUUUGUAUACCCUUUGAAACACUGGCCACAAUUGGCCACUGACUUUGCACAUACGGGUUCACCUGAGCUGUACAUUAGCGACUGGCGAUUAAAUAUGCUUUCGCAAGGUACGCAUGUUUCGCAAAGGUUGGAGGAGCAGUAAAAUCCAACCCCACAUUCCCGGUCCUCAUAGCACUAUUUGAAAAAUUGAAGAUCUUUAGUCUGUGCAGCCAUCGUUAAGAUUGUUCCAUUUCGCAAUUCAUCUUUCUAUGGAAUUUUUUUCAAAUGUCGUCACAUUUCAUCCCUGGAAAUUACGACGUAGUAUUAGUUAACCGAGAAUUUUGUUCACAUAUCUCGAUGGAUAACGUUCGACGAGUAUAAGAAAGUGGAACAACGCUGCUAUACCUAUUCAGUAACAAACAGAUAGGUGCGCUGUAAAGAUAUAGGUAUCUACCUGGUCCAAGUGUUGUUAACUAAUUAUUCUAAAGCUUUUUCCCCAGAGAAAGGAAACAUCAUGAGUGACGGAGCCAAAAGAAAUGUUUCUGCUUCAGACGUUCAACUGGAUCGCAGCACCAUCAUCGGUAGAGGAAGAAGCGCAAUCAUCUUUGCCGGAACUUUUGGCAAUAUUCAAGUCGCCAUUAAACGAGUCAUGUCUACGGACUUGCAUCCACAGUGGGAAAAUCAGCCUGUUGACGCUUGUUUCAAUAAGAUAACGGCCCUGCAACACCCCAACGUUUUGAAGAUUACUGGUAUCUAUGACGACGAACACUUUCGGUAUCACAUCAUGGAGCACUGCGCCGCCAGCCUUUUCGAUUACUGUUGCAACACGUACAAAGGAGAAGUUCCCAGUCAGUCGGACGGACUUUACCAGAUGGUCAGCGGAUUGCAUUACAUCCAUUCGCAGGGAUUCAUUCACCGGAACAUCAAACCGGAGAACGUUCUCAUCUCACAGUCGAUCCAUUUGAAAAUAUCGGAUUUCGGACUGACUGCUCCGAUUUCCGCCCGGGCUAGUUUUUCAAUGAGCAGCAGCACCAGGACAUCUCCCAACAUGCAGGCGCCUGAAAUUAUUCAAAGUGACGAAGAUUAUUCCAGUGUGGAAGAGAGCGAAGCCAAACAUAACGUGGCCAGCGAUACCUUUUCACUGGGAUGCGUUUUGUUCACUUUUCUGACUAAAGGAGGUCACCCGUUUCUCAGCGGAGGAUCUCGCCAUUUUAUCGCCAUCAACAUCAUCGAAGGGAAAUAUGGUUUCUCUGGUUUAGAUGAACAGCAUUUUGCUAUACCCAUCAUCGAGAAAAUGAUCAACAAAAUCCCGGAAGAACGAAUUCAACUAGAUCAAGUUUUAAAGACGUUAAAACCACACAUUAGUAGUGACUAACAACAACUAGGGUUGUCAACGGAGCAAUCUUCUCCUCUCUCCCACAUGGAUGAAAGAUUUGUUCGGAAGAAUCCGAAAUUUCUAGUAAACCAGAAAGUUCAGUCCCCUUGGAAAAUGGAGAAUGAAGGGCAAGUAUCAUCGCCUUCCUUUCCUGGAAUUUUAUUUGCGCUGAUUCACGAAUUCAUCGUGCACCGAAUAUAUUUAGAUUUCCCUAGCGGAAUGGAGUUGGUUGAUACGUUGGCAAUCUUAUUACGAAUAUAAAUUAAAGAAGUAAACCUAGUUCAGUUAUCAGUUCGGUAAUACACUGUUUCUUCUCAAAAUUGUCAACUAUUAUUCAUUUUUUACUUCACCAGCUGUCAAAUAUUCGAAAUUGGCGCUCAAUUCUAAUUUCCUAUUUGGGUUGUAUUGGUGACGUUAUGAUUUGCUGACAUGCGGACGUGGCUCAGCUGGAUAGCUUCAGCUUAUAACUUACAGGGCAGAGCGUUCAAGGCCUAUGAUGAUCAAAAUAUGUAUUCCGUCUGAUAUCAACUGAUUACAAAAUGGAUCCAAUUCCUGAGGCAAAAUGUAAAUUUUUUUUCAAAUUUCUUAUUUUAUUGUUGUCUAAUAACUAAUAAGGGGUUUCAGUUCAUCAGACUGCCAUAUUUUAGUAGAUCUAAAAAUUGAAUAAAUAUGAAAGUACAUCAAAGCUUCAACAAAAUCAAAUUAAAAAGCUGGAGGAAUGGAGGAUCGAACUCCAGGCUUUUCGCAUGCAAAGCGAACACUCUACCACUGAGUUACACCCCCGACAUUUCCAACAACUGCAAACUAAGGAAAAUUCGGAUACACUUUGUGUUGAAAUGUGACAAGAAAAAUGGAUUUCCCAUUUUCAAGCCAUGUUCAGUUUUAUCUCAUUGAUUUCCGCUCUACUUCUACAACCGCGGAUUUUCCUCAUUAUAACGCUCCGAUUAACUGCCGAAUUUUUCGUGGUAUUCAACUAAACUCGCAUCAUAUUUUUACUCAAAUAUUCCAUAUCAAACAUUUCAUGGUUUCCUGGGUCGACCGCUUUUGUAUCAACGCUGAGGUUAAAUUAUCGUCCGAGUUCUGUUCGUUCUGCUGUUCUGUUCGUGUUCUGUGUACAAGAUCAGCGCAAAGGCUAGCAAUAAAAUGACAUCCAUUUUGAACCCGAUCAUUCCGUUUUGCGUUAGUUUGCCUGGAAAUAAACUUAAUACCGGCCAUGACGUAGUUGUUGGGGGCGAAGCAUUUUAUGGGGCCCAAAGGUUCUCCAUCAACUUUAUCCAGUCCAGCUCACAAACUCGUUUGUUUCAUUUGGAUUUCCGCUUUGAUCAGAAUGAGACUGUCCUCAACUCAAACUAUCCGAAUGGAUGUUGGGCUCAAGAAGAGCGCACGCCUUUACCUCUCAUCUUGGGAAAGAAAUUCAACAUCGAAAUCAAGUUCUCGUCUGAUCGUUUUGUGAUAAUAGUUGAUUUCCAGUACCACUGUGAUUUCGUUUAUCGUUUCGACAUGUCUGAGGCCGACGCGUUGCUGAUUGAAGGCGACGUCAAUAUGAACUCGAUUCAGUUUAACUAACGCCAUUUUUUUUAUCGACACCUGUCAAAUAAACGAUCGGUGAAAAAACUAUACUUUUGAUUGUUUAAAGAGUUAUUUUUCCUUUAUCGCCUUAUUCAUUCAUUGAAAAAAAAAUAUAUUUGCCUGCGCCAUGCCACCAUCAGGCCAUCUAUAGUUAUUCAUGUUCAUGACUCAAGGGGAUUUUGGCUAGACUACUCACCAGACGUUUAUUCAGGUGGGCGUUUAAUCGCUUUGCCAUACCUUGCAUUCUAGAACUUUUGUGCAACACCCGCCACACGUGCUGCGGCCAAAAAGGGCUCGAUUUUUCACCAGUUUGGGACUGUUCGUCGAAUAGAAAGGUUCGUCUCUGGUUACAUUCUCCUUUUGUUGGUAAUGUGAUGACGUAAUCCGUAUUUUUCCUUUCGAGUCAUGCCCUAGUUAUGUCUAUGAAUUGUUUGGCGUCUGUCUGUGUAACUCUCAGUGAUUAGCCUUAACACAUUUGACAAUCUUUCUUGUUAAACCAUGUUGGCUAAACAAGAUUAUUGGGUGGUAAAAUUUUUUCGAGUUGUAGCUUGAUAACUGAUAAGGUGCUUAAACGGCAAUUGAGGUUGCAUGCUAAGAAGCUUAUUGCAUUACGGAAACAUUGUCGUUAAAAACUUAAAAGUAAGAAAUGUGAUUUGGUAUGUAGGUCAAAAGUUUCGAAAAAAAAAUUUCAGGGGUUGAAUACGUAAAUUAACUUGAAUUGGCCACUUCUCUUGUCGUUCGCACCAGGCUAUCCUUGUUAGAUUUCCUUUUGUCUUGACAGGUAAAAUCUCAGUCAGUCCCAACCAUAGGUUUCUUACGGUGUUUUAUGGUUAGAUAAACUUUCUGUGGUACUUUGACAGGGAUUUCAGUAUCCAUGUGUUGCAAUAUCCAUUGAAAAUUAUGGGGGACGUUUUUAUCUCAUUUCCGUGGGGGAUUGAUUACCAAAUGGUGCAACACUUAGCGAUGCUUGUGUUAAAAAUCGAUGUGGUUGCUGUGCUUGGACUUCAUUCCACAAAGUUUUACUGACUUGUCGUAUCCGUUCUAGAUCGUCUGGCCAACAAAAUGAGUAAAACCAUUUCUAUCAAGUACCCGGAAGUUCCACUUGAACAUUACAUUUCCGAUGGCAAACUUGAAGUUGGCGAUAAGGUUGAGCUAAAGGGUGAACCUUUGGAGAAUGCCGUGAGGUUUUCCGUCAACUUCAUCGACAGCUCGACCGAGCAAUGCAUCUUCCAUUUGGACUUCCGAUUUAAUGAGGAAGAACCCUAUAUAAGGACUGUGGUUCGCAACACCAAUUUCCCUUAUGGCACCUGGGGUGAGGAAGAGCGUGCCGACAACCCGCUUCAAAGAGGAGAGAACUUCAAGAUUCAGAUCAAAGUCUUGGAGGAUCGUUUUGACGUUGAAGUGAACGACGCUCAUAGUUUUGACUUUGUUCAUCGUGUUUCGCUCGGCAACGCAAACGUAAUCAACAUUAAGGGAGACGUCAAGAUUAAAUCUGUUAAGAUUAAGGAGUGUUGAUCUAGUUGUAUCUUUAAAAUAUCAGAAGCUAAAGAAACUCAAGUAUCUUUGCUGCCUCUAUUGCUUUUUGCUUAAAGUUGUUUUGGGAGUUGUAAUAACAUUUUUCACUGGUGUAAUGUUUGAAUUAUUCAAAACAUAAACAUCCCAAAAUGUCUAGAUGGACAAUUUUCGCUUAAA
Messenger RNA from Daphnia pulex (common water flea), 11119 nucleotides. It is a transcript of the gene ATP8A, whose product is annotated as probable phospholipid-transporting ATPase IA. Gene Ontology annotation, biological process: phospholipid translocation. NCBI's taxonomy places the organism in Eukaryota, Metazoa, Arthropoda, Branchiopoda, Diplostraca, Daphniidae. The record is from RefSeq and is a predicted model, not a curated record. Gene Ontology annotation, cellular component: plasma membrane. The transcript has 28 exons. Gene Ontology annotation, molecular function: ATP binding; ATPase-coupled intramembrane lipid carrier activity; magnesium ion binding. The coding region runs from base 517 to 4041 and encodes 1174 amino acids.